AUGCCCAAAGCUGUUGGUUUUGUCAAGAAGGUUGUAAUACCAAAGAAACCUCUAGAUGUUUUACUUCCAUUUUAUGAUUCAGACGAAACCACUGUAGAGAAAGUCCUGAAAGAAGAUGAGAAUCUUUUAUAUGUAACGUUUCUUGCAGGCUUAGAGGCGUCUCUUCGCAAAAAAGAUAUUUAUUUAUACAAGAAUGGUGAAAUUUGCUACCAAAAAUACCUAAAGAGAAAGCGGCGAGUCAUAGACGAUGAUAGUGAUUAUGACGCUGAUCGUGAUGCGAGUGAGCUAGGUGGUUCUUAUGCUAAACAUCAAUCUACCAAGUCUCUUCGAAAUUCAUCAAGCAAUGUACGAGGUUUUUCCCUCCAACGAUUGAGUAGUCAGGAUACCGACCUUUAUGCAUCCUCGCCUCCCAAAACGGAAAAGAGCUCCAGUAGCCGUGGGAGUUCUCGCCAAUCUUCACCUCGCUCCACUAACAGAUCGAAAUUAGAUUUAUUUCAGGAAUCCUCUUCAGAUGAAGGAGCUGACCUUUCUUUGCAAUUGUUCAAUUCUUCAGACGAAGGCGUACCAGCUCUGAAGCAGACCACGGUAAAGCCAAAACCUUUGAUUUUGACUGCCCUUGCUAAGUUCACGCAUACUUCAAUGUGUGUCAAAUGCCAUGAGCAUGAGGGUAAAAACGCUGAUCGAAAGUUUAUUUAUUGUAAAACAUGUACGAAUACCUUUCAUUUGAAAUGUUCAGGAAUGUCUGCCUUGAAUAAAAUUCAUCAAGCUGAAAUUGCUGUCGAGGGUUAUUCUUGCUCCUCUUGUUCAAAGCCCUCUUCUCAUUUACUUUUAAAUAAUUGCAUUUUGUCGGGCUAUGGCUUGGAUGACACUUUGGAUAUUCCAUCCACUUUUUGUUCUGCAGAUCAUAAUUUUCGCUUAAUAUCCUACACCAAAAAUGUUAGAUUUCGUUGUUGGCGUUGCAGAAGAGUGUUAUACUUUUUCUACUAUGAUGAGAACCCCAAUACAUUUGCAUCAUCAAUUCAAAGUUUAUUAGAACGACGGUUAUGUGAUGAAUGCCUCUCUUACCCUGAAGAUGUUGAUGAGGUGCUUGCAUGGCGUCUCCUAUUACCCAUUUCUUUAUUAAACAAUAAACCCGUAAAAAAUCCUUUAUCCCUAGAUCGCCCGGGAAUUUGGUCCAGGGAAUAUUAUGUUCGACCCAAGAACCACUCAUAUCUUCAUUGUUUUUGGUGCUCUGCCUCUUGGUUAGCAGGCGUCUCAAAUGCAAAAAAGCGAAACUUUGAUUCUCGGGAAACAGAUCCUUAUAACGGAUCUACUGAUCUUAUACCUCCUUCUUAUACAAUGAUUGACAAGGUUUGGGAUGUGCAAUACAAAAGUCCUCGAACUUUUAAAUCCAAAGAAAAGCAAAUCCAGGCAUUUGCAAAAGUGGAAAAAGCUUAUGUCUCAUGGCGUGCAUUGCCUUACUCAAUGUCUACAUGGGAAUCUGUUUCUGAUAUAAAUACUCCUGAGCAAUGGAAGGCUUGGAAAGAUGGCUAUCUCGAAUAUGUUAGAAUUUGUUGGAUAGAGAAGUCUACAAAAUCCGGUUUGAUUGGCAAUCAUAAUUUUAAUCAGCUUGAGUUAAGUGAGCAACCGUCCUAUAUCACUGGGGGAAAGCUUAUGUCAUACCAAUUACAAGGUGUAAAUUGGUUGUACUAUCAAUGGUUUCAGCGACAGCACUGCGUUUUGGCUGACGAAAUGGGUUUAGGUAAAACCAUACAGGUUAUAUCCUUUGUCAGUGUUUUGUAUCACAGACAUAAGUGCUUUCCCUUCCUUAUUGUCGUCCCCCAUGCAACUGUUGCCAACUGGGAACGUGAAUGUCGUAAAUGGGACCCAUCUUUGUUGGUUGCAGCAUUGGUUGGAUCUGAAGGAAAUAGAGAAAUCGUUCGUAACAACAGGAUUUACAGAAAUGAUAAAACAAAAGGUAUAGGAACACAUAUUCUUAUAAUAAGCACCAGUUCUAUUGAUAGCGAAAUUGGUCUAUUGAGGAAGUUUCAUUGGCAAUGUAUGAUUAUUGAUGAAGGGCAAAGAUUAAAGAGCGAUCAAUCUUGUUUGUUUAAUGAACUUAUUUCAAUAGAUGCUAGUCUUAAAGUUUUACUUACUGGUACACCUUUGCAAAAUAAUAUCAGGGAGCUAUUCAAUCUGUUACAAUUCCUGAAUCCGAAGAAAAUUGAUGCUUCUGAGUUAGAAAAACAAUAUCAAGAUAUUAACGAAGAAAAGGUUAAAGAACUUCACCAAAUGUUGAAACCUUUCUUUCUUCGAAGGGUUAAAGAAGAAGUUUUAGACAAACUUCCUCCGAAGGUGGAAGCGAUUAUACCUCUUACAAUGACUCCUCUUCAGAGAAGACUUUAUAAGUUAAUCGUCUCGAAAAACGUUAAUCUAAUUCGAAACAUCGUUUCUAGGAGCAACACAAAAUCGAACAGCAACAACUCACGUGCUUCUUUAAGUAAUAUUUUAAUGCAACUACGAAAAACCUUAGCUCAUCCAUACAUUUAUUCACCUGACGUUGAAGGAAAAGAUGUUCCAGAAGAACUAAGCAUGCGUUCUCUUGAAGAAGCUAGUGCUAAAAUGCUUCUGCUUCGGUUAUUACUUCCAAAACUUAUCAUGCGUGGUCGCAGAAUCCUUAUUUUUUCACAAUUUAUUCAGGAGUUAGAUAUACUUGAAGAUUGGAUGGAUUAUAAAGGUAUAGCGUAUUCUAGAUUUGAUGGUACGACAACAGAACAUGAAAGACAGGUAGAGAUUGAUUCAUUUAAUGCUCCAACUUCGGGGAAAAGCUGUUUUCUGUUAUCCACCAGAGCUGGUGGUGUCGGAAUCAAUCUUGCUACGGCGGACACAGUUAUAAUCUUGGACCCUGACUUUAAUCCUCAUCAAGAUAUGCAGGCUAUAGCAAGAGCUCACCGCUAUGGUCAAACCAAGAAAGUUUUUGUCUUUAGUUUAGUUAUUAGAAACUCAGCUGAAGAAAAGAUCUUACAAACAGCACAGAAAAAGAUGCUACUGGAUCAAAUUAUCGUGCAAUCAAUGGGAGAGACCAAUGAACCAGUCAUUGACCUUCACGAAAUUCUACAACACGGCGUGCGAGCACUUUUUGAAGAGAAUGAUGACAUUGAUACUAUACGUUACGAUGAAAAUACUGUGGAAAAUUUGAUCACUGACGCGGAACAGAAGGACGUUUCUUCUACUAAUAAAGAACCAGGAAGUACUAAGAAUGCUUUCGCUUUUGCUCGUGUUUGGGUAAACAAUAGGGAAAACACCACGGUUCCGGAAGUGGAUACUAUGGAAACAGGUGAUGAUAAGAAACCUGAUGAUGAUAUUUGGCUUGAUAUUCUCAAACAACGGGAACGGAUCACUCAGGAAAGUUCACUUUCUGAUACCGACGGUCGGAAACUUAGACGACGUAAUACAGUCAUGUAUGAUGAAGGUGGUUUUAUGAAUAGUUCGGAUGAAGAAUAUAAUACAAGUUACGCCUCAUCACGUGAAUCUACUUCAUCUGAUAUACUGGUGACUAAUCCAGUACAAGCUGAAGAACAGAUGAUUAACAAUCAUGAUAACCCAUCUUCAUCUAUUAUCAAAUUUGAUCAGCCAGAUUUAACUCCUGAAAACUUCUUUGAUGAAUGGAACAGGAUGAGAGCUUUAAUAGCCACAUAUCCUUUUUACGAUAAGUCUGACCCUAAAUCAUACACAUUUCUGAAUACUGCUUCUAGUUUUGCGGCUGCUAAUAACCAUAAUAUAGGCGGUACUUGGAAGCCUCUACCUAUAAGAAGUGCUGAAAAUGCUGACGAUUCCGCCAGCAAUAAAAGCUUGCUAAUUGCUAAUAGCAUCCCGAAAGCUGUAUUUGACAGAUAUUUAGCUGUUUCUCUCGACGAUAAUAAUGGUAUUUGCAAAUGCUGUGGGAUAAAACAUGUUCCAGGCCGGUGUCCCUUAAAUAGAGUACCCCUAGAGAUUUGCUUCCUUUGCGGCACUCCUCACUUUAGCAACAAGGAAGCUUGUCCCUUACUUAAAGACAAGAGAGCUGUCAAUGUUUUAAGAUUUCUGCUAGCGUACUCUCGAGAGCCUAUAAUAACAAGGAUACUGGCUCUUAAAAGGCUGAACAACUAUCUAUAUGAAACAAACAAGUAG
Molecule: messenger RNA, 4149 nt
Organism: Schizosaccharomyces cryophilus OY26
Lineage: Eukaryota; Fungi; Ascomycota; Schizosaccharomycetes; Schizosaccharomycetales; Schizosaccharomycetaceae
Product: SHREC complex subunit Mit1
Exons: 1
Coding region: 1-4149 (1382 amino acids)
Biological process (GO): negative regulation of transcription by RNA polymerase II; chromatin remodeling
Cellular component (GO): nucleus; chromatin
Molecular function (GO): chromatin binding; histone binding; ATP-dependent chromatin remodeler activity
Source: RefSeq, a predicted model, not a curated record